AUGGGUUGGAGUUUUGAAGAGGAUAAGGUAUUUGAAAAUGCCAUAGCAGAAUUGGGUCUUGAGAGCCAAAAUUUGGUUCAAGAGAUUGCCUUAAGAAUGCCAGGAAAGACAAUUGAGGAAAUCCAAACACAUAUUGAUGAAUUGAUGCAUGAUGUUAUGAUGAUUGAAGCAGGUCUUUUAGAUGAAGAGCUUGAUGAUAUCUAUGGUGAUGAUUCCUCAUCAUCGUCGAUGUCCCAUGGUGCACCGCCGCCGCCAUGCCAAGGAGUUGUACCGGGGCAGAAAAGGAAGGGCGGCGGUGUUCGUUGGACUGAAGAUGAACAUGAGUGA
Molecule: messenger RNA, 327 nt
Organism: Chenopodium quinoa (quinoa)
Lineage: Eukaryota; Viridiplantae; Streptophyta; Magnoliopsida; Caryophyllales; Amaranthaceae
Product: transcription factor SRM1-like
Exons: 1
Coding region: 1-327 (108 amino acids)
Source: RefSeq, a predicted model, not a curated record